AUGGAGGAUCAUAUUGCUAGAGCAGAGAAAUUUGAAAAGAAAGCAAAUAAGAAGCUUCAUGGAUGGAGAGUUUUUGGUUCCAAACGCGAUGAUAUUGCCGAACUGUUGGAUCAUGCUGCCACCUCUUACAAACUCGCCAAAGCCUGGGAUAAAGCGAAAGAAAUGUACAUCAAGUUGGCAAAGUAUCAUUUGAAGACCAAAACCGAACAUGAAGCCGCCGCCACAGCUUUUGUUAAUGCUGCACAUUGCUGCGACAUAACAUCUGUUGAUGAGGUCAUUUCUUGUCUAGAGCAGGGAGUCGAUUACCUUCUCGAAACCGGAAAUUUCAAUGCAGCUGCAACAUGUUUUGACAAAGCUGCACGCUUGUAUAAGGAAAUUGCGGAACUAUAUGAAUCCCAAGAGAAUAUUGAGAAGGCUAUUGAGUUCUUCGAAAAGGCAUCUGAGCUCCCUUCAAAUGAAGAAUUAUCAAGUUCCGUGAACCAGUGCUAUGAAAAAGCCGCUCAACUUGCUGCUCAGAUUGAGCAAUAUCCCAAGGCCAUUGAAAUCUACGAAAAUAUGGCGAGUUACUCGCUCAACCACAGAUUGCUCAAGCACAAAGUUAAGGGGCAUCUUUUCAAGGCCGGAAUAUGCAGGCUCUGCAGAGGAGAUGACGCUGCAGUUGCAAUGGUCAAGCAAUACGCAGAUUCAUAUCCAAGUUUUCGUGAUACAUGGCAGUGCAAAUCCCUGGAGGAUAUAGCAGUUUCAGUUAAUAAACGUGACCUUACCAUGUUCCGUGAUGUGGUGAAGGAAUUCAAAGGUAUGACACCACUGGAUUCAUGGACAACCAACUUGCUGUUGAGAGUGGAGGAGAAGCUGAAAACUUCGAAGUCCGUGAGAACGCGACGGCCAACCAAGGCGUUAGACUUGAAACCUAGCUCCACCACUAAAUUUGGUGAUAGAGGGAAGCAAAGGAAGAUGUGCACCGGCUUGGAAAGAUCCCGGACGACUAUAGGGGGCACGUCAACGACGACAGGAAGUAAACUCUUGCCGUCUAGCUCAAGGAUCAAAACCGGUGUUGAUACAAGCAAGGAGGAGAUCAGGAAUAUGGGAGAGAUGCUUCUGACGAAUUGGCCGUUCCUCGCAGAGACCUUCAGACAAGCCUUCUUAUCGGCCGGCCAAAUGUCCUCCAUAAGGGACUUACCUUCAAAAGAAGCUUGCAUGUGA
This is a messenger RNA of Rosa chinensis, 1203 nucleotides long. RefSeq names its product alpha-soluble NSF attachment protein 2. The coding region runs from base 1 to 1203 and encodes 400 amino acids. NCBI's taxonomy places the organism in Eukaryota, Viridiplantae, Streptophyta, Magnoliopsida, Rosales, Rosaceae. Gene Ontology annotation, molecular function: syntaxin binding; soluble NSF attachment protein activity. The transcript has a single exon. Gene Ontology annotation, cellular component: SNARE complex; vacuolar membrane. Gene Ontology annotation, biological process: intracellular protein transport; SNARE complex disassembly. The record is from RefSeq and is a predicted model, not a curated record.